Messenger RNA from Rubroshorea leprosula, 430 nucleotides. The record is from the annotation of a GenBank genome assembly. Lineage: Eukaryota; Viridiplantae; Streptophyta; Magnoliopsida; Malvales; Dipterocarpaceae.
GUCAGGUGGGGUAGGGGACCCCAGCCAAGGAAGAGUAAAUCUCAACCAUGCCAAAACUUUUAGGGGUGAAUUCUUUGCAACGUGCCCAUCUGAUCCAUGGAAUUCCUAAUGGUGAUAAUGGGACAUGGGGCAAAUUGCCAUCCCUAUUUCCUUUCUUCAUAGCCUAUGCAGAUAAGGUAAACAUGAAUAAUUCCUUUUAAAACCAUUUAUUUCCAUUUCUUUCCUUUCCUUUCCUUUCCUUCACUACAUUCAAUGCAAACAUUUGAAACAUAUUGUAGGGAUUGAAGCAAGUCGUGCCAUUCUUGUCACAAAACUCAGCUCCUUUCUUUAAUAAAUGAGCUGAGUUAAGAAUUAAGCUUGGAAUUUGACUUGUUUAUCAUAAACAAGCAAGGCUUAAGUGUUAUUGUAUUAGUAAAUAUGAGUUUGAGCU